UGUGCGGCUGCCGCGGCGGCUCCGGGGAAGAUGGCGGCCCGGGCGGGUUUCCAGUCUGUGGCUCCGAGCGGCGGCGCCGGAGCUUCGGGCGGGGCCGGCGCGGCGGCUGCCCUGGGCCCGGGUGGGACGCCGGGACCUCCCGUGCGAAUGGGCCCGGCGCCGGGCCAGGGGCUGUACCGCUCCCCGAUGCCGGGAGCGGCCUAUCCGAGACCGGGUAUGCUGCCAGGCAGCCGAAUGACACCUCAGGGACCUUCCAUGGGACCCCCUGGCUACGGGGGGAAUCCUUCAGUCCGACCUGGCCUGGCCCAGUCAGGGAUGGACCAGUCCCGCAAGAGACCUGCACCUCAGCAGAUCCAGCAAGUCCAGCAGCAGGCGGUGCAGAACCGAAACCAUAAUGCAAAGAAAAAGAAGAUGGCUGACAAAAUUCUACCUCAGAGAAUCCGUGAACUGGUGCCGGAAUCCCAGGCCUAUAUGGACCUCUUGGCUUUCGAACGGAAACUGGACCAGACCAUCAUGAGGAAACGGCUCGAUAUCCAAGAGGCCUUGAAACGUCCCAUCAAGCAAAAACGGAAGCUGCGCAUUUUCAUUUCUAACACUUUCAAUCCGGCUAAGUCGGAUGCCGAGGAUGGGGAAGGGACGGUGGCUUCCUGGGAGCUCCGGGUAGAAGGACGGCUCCUGGAAGAUUCAGCCUUGUCCAAGUAUGAUGCCACCAAACAAAAGAGGAAGUUUUCUUCCUUUUUUAAGUCCUUGGUGAUCGAACUGGACAAAGAUCUGUAUGGGCCAGACAACCACCUGGUAGAAUGGCACAGGACCGCCACCACCCAGGAGACGGACGGCUUCCAGGUGAAGCGGCCAGGCGAUGUGAACGUACGAUGUACGGUUCUGCUGAUGCUGGACUAUCAGCCUCCCCAGUUUAAAUUGGAUCCUCGCCUGGCUCGGCUCUUGGGCAUCCACACCCAGACUCGUCCAGUGAUCAUCCAAGCACUAUGGCAGUAUAUUAAGACACACAAGCUCCAGGACCCUCACGAGCGGGAGUUUGUCAUCUGUGACAAGUACCUCCAACAGAUCUUUGAGUCUCAACGCAUGAAGUUUUCGGAGAUCCCUCAGCGGCUCCAUGCGUUGCUCAUGCCACCGGAACCCAUCAUCAUUAAUCACGUCAUCAGUGUCGACCCAAAUGAUCAGAAAAAGACAGCCUGUUACGACAUUGAUGUGGAGGUGGAUGAUACCUUGAAGACACAGAUGAAUUCUUUCCUGCUGUCCACUGCCAGUCAGCAGGAGAUAGCGACUCUGGACAACAAGAUCCAUGAGACGAUAGAAACCAUCAACCAGCUGAAGACGCAGCGGGAAUUCAUGCUGAGCUUUGCCAGAGACCCUCAGGGGUUCAUCAAUGACUGGCUGCAGUCCCAGUGCCGGGACCUCAAGACCAUGACUGACGUGGUGGGAAACCCGGAGGAAGAGCGCCGUGCCGAGUUCUACUUCCAGCCCUGGGCUCAAGAGGCCGUGUGCCGCUACUUCUACUCCAAGGUGCAGCAGCGGCGGCAAGAAUUAGAGCAAGCCCUGGGAAUCCGAAAUACAUAGGGUCUCUCCCACGCCCUGACGUGGCUGCACCCAGUCUUUAUUUGGGCCCUGUGCUGCCUGCGUCGCAGCACCUGCCUUGGUCUUGCUUGGGGCCUUCCAGGGGAUGCUGUUGGUUCAAGAACAAUACCAGAAGAAGGGGGUCUCACAUUUGUGUCUCAUGAGACACCUGUCAUCCUCUUCUGCCACCCUGUCUCUUCCCACCCCCAUGAAAGUCCCAUGUGCCUCUCCCCUCCCCUGGUCUGUGUUGGCCCUCUAGAUAGUGUUAGAGAGCAUGUAGUGAGAAUCAGUGCUCUGAACAGACCGUGCUGAAGGCCAGGUGGUCUUCAAGGGGACCAGCCGCAUACACUGGUCCUGCCCUGCAGAGACCCUGGAGUCCGGGGCUGUAGCCCCCUCUCCCAGACUCAGGCCUGAGGGCACUCGAUAAGCUCGUUGACCUGACUGUCCUGACCACAGAAUCCACUUUCCUUCUUUCCCCACCCAGGUUGGAGCAGACUCUCCCUUCCCCUGCCCUCUAGCACUACAGGAGCCCUGGCCCUUGGGUGCCCCGAGCGCCCGCACAGUGCCUAGUGCUCUGGCCCGGCGGCCGCCUCAGUGCUGCCAAGGAGGGUGCACGUCAGUAUUGGGGUUUGCUCUGUAACUGUGGCUUCCCCCCCCUCACCCCGCACAUACUCUGGCUGACACUGUAAGGAAACCUUUCAGUCUGCCCCAACCCAGGGCAUUUGGCUGGAGGUCUUGCCUUUCCCUGUGAGCCCCAUGGGCCUGGGGUGCCAGUAAUUGCUGGCAGGGGCUAUCCUUCCUGCUCUAGCUUGGAGGUGUGACUCACUCAUUCCACCCUGUCCCCCUUCCUCCCAAUAGAGAAACAGGCCGAAAACAAACGGGUAAAAGCCCUAGGCCAUCCCUGUCUUCCUGUCCCUUGUCUGUCCACUUGGCACCCACUGGUGACUUGUAGGGCACUGAGGAGUGAAAGCGCCUGGGGCUGGAGCACAGCUCCAAGAUGGGUUUGUGACUCUUCCUCUCCCUGCCGCCCAGGGUGUGGCUCCCCAGCCCCUGCCCGCAAAGCUUCAUACCCCUCAGGUAGCCCCAGGACCUUGUGAUUGCGCCCCUGGGAACUGGAGAUGCUGCAUCUCUCCAGGGGCACCUCCGAUUCUUCCAGGUUGUAUCAGCCCCGAGUAAGCUCGCAGACUCAACACAGCAGGGUGGGAGACAGCUGGGCACCGAGGGAGAUUCCGUUCAGCACGGGCUUGAAACCCACAGAACUGACAAAGCCCCUGCUUCCCCACCCCGUCCUCAGGCUCCUGCGAGCACGUCCCAGCCCCUCGUCCCUGCCCGUUCUGCACUGGGGACAGCUGUACCUGCCCGCCCUUCCCGUCGUCGUCCCUCUCCUGAAAGCUCUCCUUGUGGUGACACUGGACAGCCUUGGGGCAGCUGAGCCCUGGCCUGGCCCCUGGCUGGCCACGGGAAGGACGCUCAGCACUCCUGCCCCGUGUCCCUGGGGAAGAUUAACUGUUUUUAUUAACUGAAUUGUGAUGUUUUUUUCAUGGACCAAACUUUUUUUUGUACUGUCCCCUUAUCGAUGUCACCCAGUUUUAAUAAAAGAAUCUUCUGAA
This is a messenger RNA of Ochotona curzoniae (black-lipped pika), 3185 nucleotides long. RefSeq names its product SWI/SNF related, matrix associated, actin dependent regulator of chromatin, subfamily d, member 1 (gene SMARCD1). Bases 31 to 1578 code for a protein of 515 amino acids. Gene Ontology annotation, cellular component: SWI/SNF complex; nucleus. Gene Ontology annotation, biological process: regulation of transcription by RNA polymerase II. The transcript is spliced from 13 exons. NCBI's taxonomy places the organism in Eukaryota, Metazoa, Chordata, Mammalia, Lagomorpha, Ochotonidae. The record is from RefSeq and is a predicted model, not a curated record.